Messenger RNA from Chrysochloris asiatica (Cape golden mole), 1014 nucleotides. Its product is annotated as putative MAGE domain-containing protein MAGEA13P-like. Gene Ontology annotation, cellular component: nucleus. Gene Ontology annotation, biological process: negative regulation of transcription by RNA polymerase II. The transcript has a single exon. NCBI's taxonomy places the organism in Eukaryota, Metazoa, Chordata, Mammalia, Afrosoricida, Chrysochloridae. The coding region runs from base 1 to 1014 and encodes 337 amino acids. The record is from RefSeq and is a predicted model, not a curated record.
AUGCCUCAUUGUCACAAGAGUCAGCACAGGAAGCCUGAGACAUACUUUCGGUCCCUAAGUAAGAAAUGGGGCCUGAUGUGUCCAAAGCUUCCUGCGAUUGAGGAAGAGGAAAUCGUCACAGAGGAGGUGGCCUCUGCUGGGAUGCCAAGUAUUCCCCAGAGUUUUCAAAGAGUCUCUUCCUCCUCACCUGCCAUUGCAGUUGCUUCCUGGAGCAAAACAAAUGAGGGUCCCAGAAGCCAAGAAGAGGUUCCAAGCACCUCACAGAUUUCACCAGAGAUUCAGGUGUUGCUCUGUGAUGCGCUAGAUAAGAAGGUGGUUGAUUUGGUGCAAUUCCUUAGCAUAAAGUAUCUGGCAAAGGAGCCCGUCACAGAGGCAGAAAUGCUGAAGAUGGCCAUGAAAGAAUACAAGGACCACUUUCCUGUGAUCUUCAAGAAAGCCUGUAAGUGCCUGGAAGUGGUCUUUGGCAUUUGUGUGAAGGAAGUGGACCCCACGGGUCACUCGUACAUCCUUGUCAAAAUGCUAGAUCUCACCUACAGUGGGAUGCUGAGUGAUGACCAGGGCAUGCCCAAGACCGGCCUCCUGAUACUUGUCCUGGGCGUGAUCUUCAUGGAAGGCAACUGUGUCACUGAGGAGAAGAUCUGGGAAGUGCUGAAAAUGAUCGGGGAAUGUUCUGGAAGCAAAGAUUUCAUCUGUGGGGAACCCAGGAAGUUCAUCACCAAAGCUAUGGUGCAGGAAAAGUACCUGGAGUACCGGCAGAUACCCAACAGUGAUCCUACCUGUUACGAGUUUCUGUGGGGUCCAAGAGCCCAUGCAGAAACCAGCAAGAUGAAAGUCCUAAAGUUUUUUGCCAAGGUCAAUGGGACUGAUGCCAGUGCUUUCCCAUCCUUAUAUGAGGAGGCUUUGAGAGAUGAGGAAGAAAGAGCCCAAGGAAGAAUUUCCACAAUGACCUGUUCAAGUUCCAGUCUGAAGCAGAUUCUUCAUUCUGAAAUGGAGGGCAGUCAAUGUUCUAAGUAG